Messenger RNA from Lactuca virosa, 801 nucleotides. The record is from the annotation of a GenBank genome assembly. Lineage: Eukaryota; Viridiplantae; Streptophyta; Magnoliopsida; Asterales; Asteraceae.
AUGGGAUACUGCAAUGAUAAAAAGAAAAAUUGCUUACUUGUUUACGACUACACCCACAUUCUUAAGCUAAAUUUUAGUCACUUCUUAUUCGGAGAUGCUACCAAACCACUUUCAUGGAUAACACGUCUUAGGAUAAUGAUAGGAGUAGCUCGUGGACUCGCUUAUCUACACUCGUCAAAGGAGCAAGUUAUACACGGUGGUAUUAAAACCUUUAAUAUAUUGCUGGAUAAGAAUUUUAAUGCAAAGCUGGGGCAUUUUGGUUUGGCUAAAGGUCGGCCUAAAUUCCAUGAAUCAGAUACGAGUACACGUGACAUGGAUACCUUACGUUAUUUCGACCAAGAGGAUCGACUUAAUGGUCACUUUACAAUUACGGGUGACAUUUAUAGUUUCGGAGUGGUGUUGUUGGAAACCCUGACAGGCCAGCGGGCAUGGGAACCACAGUCGCUCUUUUCUACAUUCACUUUAGUAGAAUGGGCAAGUCCAUUUCUAGCAGACAAACAGAAGCUAAAAGAUAUAAUAGAUCCACAUCUUAAAAAUAAUUAUCCUCUAGAUGGUGCUUUCCAUUGUCUUGCACUAGCAACGAGAUGUGUGGCAAAGGAUCAUAAGGCUAGGCCUUCAACCAGUUUGAGUCUCUCACUCAGUCAAAGUCAACAUAUCUGCCUCUUUUCUUGUUUAAGAGCACCAUGGCAGAAAUGGGAUGUUCAUUAUGAUUACUUUGUGCUAUCUGUUUCAAACUCAUCGUCAUCUUCAUCUUUAUCAUCGUCUUCAUCAACAUCUUCGACUGUAACUUCAUCUUCAUGA